AUGAGACGAAGAGAGAGCAAAGAGCGCAAUCCACAGCCACCCUUUACUCAACGCCCAUUCCCUUUCGAUUUUCUUUUCCCCCAUGACCACUGGCCUCCAACCCCAACGAACCCAAAACCCCCUCCUCUCCCCCCUCCUCGAUUUCCUUGUUGUCAGCUCAUCUCCUUUUUCCCGCGCUUGCACAGCGCCGAUCUCUCUUCUCCUUCUUCCUCUCUCUCUGUCUCGAUCUCUCUCCCUCUUCACACGCACCGCCCAGCGCCUCAACUGCUUGUCGACCCCUUUUGCGCACCUCAAUGGCAAACCGAGCGGUCAGAGACGCUUCGCUGCGUUUCACAAACGUGUGCUCCUUUUAAAACACUGACUUGGAUAAAAGUCUGUUGUGACUACAAUGUGGUGGUGAUUAUGGAUGAAGCUGACUCAGUAGUCAGUGCCAACGGCGCAAUCAGAGACCCAGACUCAGAAGAUGAAGAGAGUGGUUUCUCUGGAAAAGAGGGCGUUCUUAACUCAAGCAACAAGGCUCACUUGGCCAAUGAUCAUGGUAAUGAUGAGGAAAGUGAUAGUUCUGAACUUCAUGAAGGAGUUGAGGAGAGUGAUUCAUCUGAAGAUGAGGUGGUUCCUCAGAAUACAAUUGGUGAUGUCCCCCUGGAGUGGUAUCAGGAUGAGAAACAUAUUGGUAUGACAUUACAGGGAAGAAGAUAA
Molecule: messenger RNA, 699 nt
Organism: Prunus armeniaca (apricot)
Lineage: Eukaryota; Viridiplantae; Streptophyta; Magnoliopsida; Rosales; Rosaceae
Source: the annotation of a GenBank genome assembly